Messenger RNA from Rhodofomes roseus, 1231 nucleotides. RefSeq lists its product as uncharacterized. NCBI's taxonomy places the organism in Eukaryota, Fungi, Basidiomycota, Agaricomycetes, Polyporales, Fomitopsidaceae. The transcript has 3 exons. The record is from RefSeq and is a predicted model, not a curated record. The annotation marks the transcript as partial.
GUCUAAGUCAAGUCUAAGUCUUCGACGCCGACCGUUCCCCAGCCAGAAGCGGCACUGUUGAACGCCUUGAUCCUGUCCGAGAGGAGGUGUGUACAUACCCACGAAGUGGCAAACCCUGGGCCUGAAGGCCUGAAGUUAGACGCAAGUAGACGCGGUGGCUGUGCACUGCCAGUGCUGGCCUGCGCACAAGUUUCAAGUUUCAACAGCAUUCAUCAACUCACUAUGUCUGGAACAUCGUGUGUUCGCCGGGGUGAACUUGUGUCGGCUGGCCCUACCUUCCCCCUCAAUCCGAAGCAACCGAAACGAGGCAGGAUAAUACAGAAGCUUUGGAGACCUCUACAACAUUUUGCUAGCAGGGACGCGAAGGGCCUGGUGUCUGUUAGUGCCGUUGGUAACGGGGAAGAUGUUGCAGCGUCGGCACUUCCACUGGAUGCAAGUACGGCGGAAGACGCGCGCACUGUGGGCGUACAACUGCCAGUCGAGACGUGGUGGGAGAUCAUAGACUGCCUCCAGCAGGACUGGUCGGCGCUGCUAGUCUGCACCAUCGUCUGCCAAGCAUGGCAUGUUCGUGCGCAGGCGCACUUGCCUAAGGGCAAUGGACACGCUGUGGGUCUCCUCAGUCGGCAAGACGUGAUCCUCCUCUCGCAGUGCUCUCGCGCUCGUGCACUGCACACGCGUGCGGUCCAUGUCUACGGAGAUCGUCACACUGGGUCGCUAGCCCAUCUCGGGACAUUCGCGGCUAUGCUCUCCGGGAAGCUCCAUCGGCUCGAAGAGCUCCAGAUCCUCGAUUGCACAUGGAAGACUGCGGCACUGAAGGAGACUAUACUUCUCCGGCGUCUCUCAGAGUUCACGUCAAUCCGCACGCUCCGCCUGCAAAACGUCAUCUUGCCAUCGGCGACCACUAUUGCCAAUCUGCUCCGCGCUCUGCCUGACCUGCGGUCCCUCAAGUGCGCUAGCGUGUCGACAACGAAGAAGCAGUACGGAGAUGCGGCGAUCUUAGACGCGCUGCUGAGGCCGUUGAUGGACUUGCAGAGACUCGACCUUGACUGUCCCGACGGCGACGAUAUAAUCCACCUCUUCGCCUCGACAACUCUUGCACAAUACGCUCGUACGGCGGUAAUCGCCGUAUACACCCGUCCUGACCGCAAGGGUACUCGGACCACGAACGAUCAGAGGCUCAUCCACAGAUUAACCUCGAUCUCUCAACUGAGCAUCACAUUCCAUGAUACCG